Oryzias latipes (Japanese medaka) is the source of this 3092-nucleotide messenger RNA. It is a transcript of the gene trim23, whose product is annotated as tripartite motif containing 23. The record is from RefSeq and is a predicted model, not a curated record. Gene Ontology annotation, molecular function: GTPase activity; zinc ion binding; GTP binding. NCBI's taxonomy places the organism in Eukaryota, Metazoa, Chordata, Actinopteri, Beloniformes, Adrianichthyidae.
GCUGGGAAAUGUAGUCUCGGUCUGGCCCGGUCCUCUGCACUGUCGUCUAAGAAUGGCGGCUGCGGGAAUAAACAAGCAGGGCACCGUGGUGACGAUGGAGCCCUGCUUUCGACACGGGAGGGGGGCGAACGGAAGCACCGUUAAGGUGCUGGAGUGCGGAGUUUGUGAGGACGUCUUCUCCCUCCAAGGCGACAAGGUCCCCCGCCUGCUGCUCUGCGGUCACACGGUGUGCCACGACUGCCUGACCCGGCUGCCCCUGCACGGCAGGGCGGUCCGCUGCCCCUUUGACAGACAGGUCACGGAGCUGGGAGAUUCGGGGGUUUGGGGCCUAAAGAAGAACUUUGCGCUGCUCGAACUCCUGGAGCGACUCCAGAAUGGAGCCACCAACCAGUCAGGAAUGUCUGAGGACGCCCUGAAGGGCAUGGGAGAAUGUAUAAUACGGUGUGACGAAGACGAGAGCCACACAGCCUCCGUGUACUGCACCGUGUGCGCCACCCACCUGUGUGGCGAGUGCUCCCAGCUCACCCACUCCACUCGCACGCUGGCCAAACACCGCCGCGUGCCGCUGGCCGAUAAGCCUCACGAGAAGAUGCUCUGCCCCCAGCAUCAGGUCCAUGCUAUCGAGUUUGUGUGCCUGGAGGAGGCGUGUCAGUCCGGGCCUCUCAUGUGCUGCGUCUGCAAGGAGUAUGGCAAGCACCAGGGACAUAAGCACGCUCUCCUUGAGUCUGAGGCCAAUCAGAUCCGAGCUUCUAUCCUGGACAUGGCCCACUGCAUCCGCAGCUUCACAGACGAAGUGUCCGAGUACUCCAGGAAGCUGGUGGGCAUCGUGCAGCAGAUAGAAGGAGGAGAACAGAUCGUGGAGGAUGGCGUAGGCAUGGCGCACACCGAGCAUAUUCCCGGCACAGCAGAGAGCGCGCGCUCCUGCGUCCGGGCUUACUUCUCAGACCUCCACGAGACUCUGUGUCGGCAGGAGGAGAUGGCGCUGAGUGUGGUGGACGCCCACGUUCGGGAGAGGCUCAUCUGGCUGAGGCAGCAGCAGGAGGACAUGACCAUCCUGCUGUCGCAGGUCUCCACCGCCUGCCUGCACUGCGAGAAGACUCUUCAGCAGGACGACUGCAGGGUUGUUCUGGCAAAGCAGGAGAUCAGCUGUUUACUGGAGACGCUUCAGAAGCAGCAGCACCAGUUCACGGAGCUGGCAGACCACAUCCAGCUGGACGCCGGCAUCCCCGUCACCUUCACCAAGGACAACCGAGUUCACAUCGGACCAAAGAUGGAGAUCCGGGUGGUGACUCUGGGGCUCGAUGGGGCUGGAAAAACAACCAUUCUAUUCAAGCUGAAGCAAGACGAGUUCAUGCAGCCCAUCCCAACCAUCGGCUUCAACGUGGAGACCGUCGAGUACAAGAACUUAAAAUUUACCAUCUGGGACGUUGGUGGAAAGCAUAAGCUGAGGCCGCUCUGGAAACACUAUUAUCUCAACACUCAAGCGGUGGUGUUCGUCAUCGACAGCUGCCACAGGGACCGACUCAUGGAGGCCCACAGCGAGCUGGCCAAACUCCUGACAGAGAAGGAGCUGCGGGACGCCCUUCUGCUCAUCUUCGCCAACAAGCAGGACGUUCCAGGCGCCGUGUCUGUGGAGGAGAUGACGGAGCUGCUGAGCCUUCACAAGCUGUGCUGUGGGAGGAGCUGGCACAUUCAGGGCUGCGACGCCCGUAGUGGGAUGGGCCUCCACGAGGGGCUGGACUGGCUCUCCAGGCAGCUGGUGGCUGCUGGGGUUCUGGACGUGGCGUGAGCGAGCAGAACCACAGUCCCGCUCCCCUCACACGCAUCCCUCCUUCUUUGCGAGCAGAGGAAAGGCUGGUGGACAUGCUUUCUGCGGCUUUACAUCAGAUCGCUGCGAUUUCUGCGCUGACCGGCCUCAAACCGGACACAACAGCUUUGCUUUUGUCGUGGACUCAACCUUCCAUCCUCAUCAACCUUUUGUUGCUUCCAUUAGCCUGAGAUGAAACAGCCGAGUGAGGCCUGCCUGCUGGCUGCGACCUGAUGUGAACCUGCCUUUGAGCAAAGCAGACGUCUGACUGGUUCAUGUGGGAUCCACUGAAAGCUGGACUGGAAGCAGCAGAGCGCUUCCUGUUACAGAACUAGUUUACUGUCAGUUAGGAGGAAGACGGAGGUGUGAGUGUUUUUGCACAAAGAUUUAAUUUAACGCACUUAUCUGCUGCUUUUGGUGAGGGCUUUCUUCUGAAAGCAAAUGAACCAUCUGCUGGUUUUGACGUAAGAUUUCUGCAACAUUUACAAAAAAAAAACAAAAAACUCAUGUAACAGCUCAACCAGCUCCUGUUGCUGUCCAGAAUGCUUCAACAAUAGGGCGCCUUCAACCCGCCUUCAGUAAUAAACGUGAUGUGAAACGUAGAACAUGAAACCCAACAAACACUGACUCUUAUUAAGGAACCAUCGUUUGAGUUUGGUCUUUACUCAUUGCUAUGUAAUGUUGUUGUAUCGAUGUAACAAAGUACAAAUAAAACCCGCAUGUGAGAAAAGCUGUUCCACAGCUGCUGGAAAUAUUUCUGUUUUAUGAACCUUCAAGCACAAUGCGCUUCGAAGUCUUAAAGCUUCUGAAGCCUUGAAGAUUUCGGAGCCUUGAAUCUUCAGAAGCUUUCAAAGCCUUGAAGCUUCUGAAGCCUUGAAGCUUUGGAAGCCUUGAGGCUUUUGAAGCCUUCCAUGAAGCUUCUGAAGCUUUCAAAGCCUUGAAGCUUCUGAAGCCUUGAAGCUUCGGACGCCUUGAAGCUUUCGAAGCCUUGAAGCUUCUGAAGCCUUCCAUGAAGCUUCUGAAGCCUUGAAGCUUCUGAAGCCUUAAAGCUUUCGAAGCCUUCCUUGAAGCUUUCAAAGCCUUGAAGCUUUCGGAGCCUUGAAUCUUUGGAAGCUUCUAAAGCCUUGAAGCUUCUGAAGCCUUGAAGUUUUUGAUGUCUUGAAGUGAGCCUUGAAACUUAAAAAGCCUUGAAGCUUCUGAGUCCUUGAAUCUUCAAAGCCUUUGUAACAGCGUACUUGGCUUUUGUAAAUGCAGCAGAAUGUGUAAAAUAAACAAUUUGACUCGA